AGAAAGUUUGAAGACCUGUAACGCCAUCCGAGUCCGACUACCGAGUUCAUUGUCGCGUUCUCUCCUCUCGUUCGCGAUGAGAUUUCUUAUAGAUCUAGAAUUUGCGUGUAUAAGGAAUAGCCUAUCGAAUACGCAACCAUCGUCAGCCAGGAACUGGUUUCUCGUAGAAAAAAAAACAUUCUCCAGCGUCCAGUGUAAAACGGCGUCUGGUCUUAUUAAAAUGUCAUUGUCGUCUAUUAAGUUCGCUUGUGUAACCGUGGCCGGCACGUGGUGCAUUGUGUUUCUGCACAAUUUAUCGAUAACAAACGCAGGAGUAUUAACAUGGGCGGGCGACAAAUUGAAAAACACCUUCAGUACCACAACACCCCAUACAUCACUUUCAGAACGAGCCACUUUAUGCGAAUGCUCUUGCGGCAUUGCGAACGAAGACACGCGUAUAGUUGGAGGCAAACCCAGUGAACCGAAUGAAUUCCCUUGGAUGGUUCGAUUAUCUUAUUUUAAUAGGUUCUAUUGUGGAGGCACCUUAAUCAACGACAGAUACGUAUUGACCGCUGCUCAUUGUGUCAAGGGUAGAUUCUUAUGGUUUAUGAUCAAAGUGACGUUGGGAGAACACGACAGAUGUAAUUCGACCGCAAAACCGGAGACUCGUUUUGUACUCAGAGUAUUCGCCGGCAACUUUAGCUUUUUUAAUUUCGAUAAUGAUAUCGCUCUGUUGAGGUUGAAUGACAGGGUGCCUAUGACGGAUACCAUUAAGCCGAUAUGUCUACCUAAAAGUGAUGAGGACACUUACGAAGGCAAAGUCGCCAAAUUAUCAGGCUGGGGUACGUUGGAAGAGGGUGGUAAACCAGCUUGCAUCUUGAGAAUGGUCGAUGUACCAGUUAUUAGUAAUGAAAAAUGCGUAUCUCGAUAUCCCACUGGUAUGGUCACCGAUAACAUGAUGUGUGCUGGAUACGACGAAGGCAAGAAAGAUUCGUGUCAGGGUGACAGCGGUGGGCCUUUAAUGACGGCCAGAGAUGAUAAACGUUACGAACUCAUAGGAGUAGUUUCUUGGGGUAAUGGCUGCGCUAGACCUAAAUAUCCGGGAGUCUAUACCAGAGUAACUAAAUACCUAUCUUGGAUCGAGAAAAACGCCAAUGACGGAUGCUACUGCGGAGGAUGAUCUCAUACAAACAUUACAUAUGCUGUAUUUAUUAUAUGUAUGUUUAAAAACUUGUAAAAAAUAUGUAAAUUAUUACCUAUUUACACAAAGGCUAAGUCAAAACUCGCUAAAUUAUUAAAAUCGCCGAAACCUCCAUCCAGUCAUUGAUAUACCAUAUGAAUAAACAAACCGCAACUCACGAAUUAUAGAAAGGGAGAAAAAAAGUAAAAGGAACAAUACGAAAAUACAUAAAUGAACCUAAUUAGUCUGGGUUUUUAAAGGAAUCGAGGUUCCGAGCAGAAAAAAAAUAUGUAAGUAGUAUAAAGUUCAAUAAUCUGUUCGUGUAGUAGGUGAGCAGUAUUGUCUUUCCGGCCUACUUUUUUGAUAGACAAUCGUAACGAGAUUAAUUUUAAUUGAUAAUUUUAUCAGUGAAAUGAGAAAAAACAUCGAUGUCGAAGUUGUCCAAGUUGGCUUAAAGUGGAGAAGGUUAAUCACCUUGAACUUAAUAAUUAUUUAUAACAAUCAAUAUUAUGUAAAUUUAAAUCGUACAAAUUGCGACCGAGAUAUGCCAACAGGAGGGUGUUCAAUAAGGUUAGGCUCGAAAGUAAAAUGGAAAGUAUUUCGAAUAAAGUUGCAUUUUUUAAUGAAUAAAAAAAAAAAAGAAGAAAAAGAUCAUAAUAUCUAAUUACCUAUCCACUGAAAUAACUGCAGUUUGAAUGAAGAAUUUGAGUAUAAUUUAUUCAAUAAUUUAAGAUUUAAAUUGAAAAUUUCAAUUUUUGUGUAUGUUAACAUUUUUAUGGCAUAAAAUAUGUAGGUAGGUACUACAACGUGUAGAGUACCCAAAUAAAUCAUUUUUUCUGCGUACCAAUUGCACUAAAGGAAUUAUUAAUUUAUCUAAAAUUAUUCAUCAUACUUACCUAGGUACUCAAAAUGAUUUUUUAUUAUCAACUUUCCGAUACCUACCUAUACUUUGUAACACAUCGAGAAGUUGAAAAUUUCCCAAGUCCGUCCUAAACCCAAUAUCCCAAGCAGCAGGGUGGCUGUAACCUAACCUAGUAGUGGGCAAUCGAGUACAACGGGUAACAAAGACAACACU
This is a messenger RNA of Planococcus citri (citrus mealybug), 2234 nucleotides long. Its product is annotated as trypsin-1-like. The transcript is spliced from 7 exons. Lineage: Eukaryota; Metazoa; Arthropoda; Insecta; Hemiptera; Pseudococcidae. Gene Ontology annotation, molecular function: serine-type endopeptidase activity. The record is from RefSeq and is a predicted model, not a curated record. The coding region runs from base 77 to 1159 and encodes 360 amino acids. Gene Ontology annotation, biological process: proteolysis.